GAUCGCGUGACAGCCAGUGGAAAGAUAAAGACAGAAAGUGGUGCAGAAGUGAAGGCCAAUAAAACUGGAAUAUACAAGAAGUGGAUAGAACAGAUGCACAAGAAGGUAAUUUUUAUACUCGAGUGCAUCUUAUUUUGUAAACAAGAAGUGGAUAGAACAGAUGCACAAGAAGGUAAAGCACUUCAGAAGAAAGUUCAUCAGUAUCAUUUUGCCCAUUGGAAGGUACUUCUGAUUUUCGGGAAGGUAUUAGGAGAAGCCUACCAAGUUUUGAGUGAUCCAGCACAAAGAGAUGUUUACGACCGCAAUGGAAAGAACAGUAUAUCUAAUUUAACUAGAAAGCUAAAAAAGAGGUGGAUUGGUUCUUUAGAUUGCCAGUUUCAGUUCUGGGAUUCAAUGCUUGAUCCAACUGCAGUUUUCGCCCUUCUUUUCGGGAGCGAACUUUUUGAGGACUAUAUCGGUCAUUUAGCUGUAGCAUCUAUGGCGUCUAAUGAAUUAUGCGAAAAUGAUAAUUCUGAUAAAGUCCAUGACAGGCUCAAGGUAGUUCAAAGGGAGAGAGAAGAAAAACUUGCUAGGAAACUUAAAGAGUUACUUCACCGUUAUGUCCGUGGGGACAGAGAAGGCUUCUUAAGACAAGCUGAAUCCGAAGCUGAACGACUUUCACGGGCAGCCUUUGGAGCCGAAAUGUUGCACACAAUUGGAUACAUAUACACAAGACAGGCGGCACUACAGCUCGGGAAAAAGGUCAUGUAUCUUGGAGUCCCAUUUCUAGCCGAGUGGGUACGAAAUAAAGGGCAUUUUUGGAAAUCGCAACUCACUGCAGCAAAAGGUGCUUUUCAGCUGCUCCAGCUUCAGGACGAUGUUAAACGUCAGUUCAAAAUGGAGGGUAGUGGAUUGGAUAAUGAAUUGGAGUCUCACCUAAGGCUAAACAAGGACACACUCAUGAACUCACUUUGGAAAUUGAAUGUGGUGGACAUUGAAGUUACUCUAUUACAUGUGUGCCAAAUGGUUCUACAAGAAAGCUAUGUUAGGAAGGAAGAACUGAAAAAACGCGCAGUGGCCUUGAAAAUCUUGGGAAAAGUCUUUCAGAAUCAGAAAAACACGCAAAAUGUUGGGACAUCAAAAAGGGUCAAUGCAGACGACAGCAGUUCAGAAAGUUCUGAUGAAGAAGAUGACUCGCCAAGAUCCCUAAACUACAAAACUCCAUUACUUACACAGGGCAUUGGGAGACUCUUCAGGUGCCUCUGCAACCCGGCAUUUGACGUUGAUGAUGACGAGAUUGUGUACAGAGGAAGAUGAGUAAAAUGAACCAUUUAUAUACUGCAAAACCUCAUUCAUGAACCUCAGAUUACUGCUGUUUUUUUUUCCCUGAUAUGUCCAAAGAGAUUAAUAUUUGUGUGUAAUAGAAAAAAAGUUUCUGAAACCUGCUGUACAAGAAACAGAGGAAUGUUCCACUUUUGUUGGAUGAUUUUACUUUCUUUCAGUUCAAAACUUCUU
This is a messenger RNA of Striga asiatica, 1494 nucleotides long. Lineage: Eukaryota; Viridiplantae; Streptophyta; Magnoliopsida; Lamiales; Orobanchaceae. The record is from the annotation of a GenBank genome assembly.